AUGGGUGCGAAUAUUUUAGUUACUGGUGCAUGUGGCUAUAUUGGAGGAUCUAUCGUCGCUGAUUUUGCACGCCACAAGGGCGGUCUCCUUGAGACGGCCAGAAUACAUGCUGCUGUUCGGUCAGACACGCAAGCUGAGAGUUUGUCGACAUUAGAUGUCACUGUCGUCAAAAUUGAUCUGAGUAAUCCAUAUGCUUUGGCUGGAUAUAUGAUUCGUAAUGACGUUAGCAUUGUCAUCCAUACUGCAACCUCAAUAGACCCAGAAGUUGCGCAAAACUUAAUAACAGCGCUGAAGAAGCGUCGCGAGGCUAAUGGGAAAAAAGCAUUCUUCGUUCAUACUUCGGGGCUAUCAGCUUUUGACGAUAACAAUGGUUGGCCGUUUGGACUAGUACGAGAUAUUGACCCGGUCUAUUUCCUUGAAAAGCAGUGUACGGACUCGUACAUUGUCAGGCAGGUCGACGUCCUGGUCGCCGAACAAACACAAGCAGCCGGAUUGACUGGGUUGAUAGUCAUGCCUCCAACGCUCCAUGGACGAGGCAGCGGAACCUGGAAUCGACUAUCACCACAAAUCCCCGCCCUCGUCAAAGCCGCAAUCAAGAAUAGACAAGUAUACAGAUUUGAAAAAGACAGAAUAUACUCAUCUCCGUCACAGGAAGUCGUCUUAACACACAUCUCGGACCUGACCACCUUCUACGCCCAAUUAACCGAAGCAAUCCUCCAAAAACGAGCACUCCCUGCCGGUAUGUCCGGGUAUUAUUUCACUGUCUCUCACUCCGUCCGGUGGUGGGAUAUUCUCGAUCGUUUAGCUGAAGCAAUGCAUGCACGCGGACUCGUCGAUGGGCCAACCACAAGAGUAUGGCCAAGUGAUUCAUUCGCGGCAGAGGCCCUCGGAGUUCCGGUGAAAUUUGCGCGUAGCAUAUGGGAUUCAAGUCCGAAGGUCGUUUGCUUGAACAAAGACCUGAUCGGUUGGAAGCCUGUCUGGAAUAGGGAGCGGUUACUGCAGAGUAUUGAUCAGGAGAUUGAUGACUAUUUGGAGUUGGGAAUGCCCAAAAGUAGUCUCCUGGAUUCUCUGAGGACUCAACCUCAACUAUCCGUGGGGAGGAUUGCGUAUGCGAACUUUCCCGAUGCACGCUCUACUGAGUCGUCGGUGUUCUGGGUGAUUUUCAUUAUGCAAAUUGGGUCAGGAAACACGCAGAACAAUGUCGCAGCGCAGACAGGUCUCAAGGAGGGCAAGAAAGAAGACGAGAGAGUGUCGAUGCAACAUAACACAUUAAAAUAA
Messenger RNA from Penicillium daleae, 1278 nucleotides. RefSeq names its product NAD-dependent epimerase/dehydratase family protein. The transcript is spliced from 9 exons. The coding region runs from base 1 to 1278 and encodes 425 amino acids. The record is from RefSeq and is a predicted model, not a curated record. Lineage: Eukaryota; Fungi; Ascomycota; Eurotiomycetes; Eurotiales; Aspergillaceae.